AUGGAUCAGGAGUUCAAUGCACUUCUUCACAACAACACUUGGCGUCUCGUUCCACCUGAGCCACACAUGAAUAUCAUUGGGUGCAAAUGGGUGUUCUGCACCAAACGCAUCGCUGAUGGCUCGGUAGAACGCUACAAGGCGCGCUUUGUUGCUAAGGGUUUCAAUCAGGUCGCAGGGGAAGAUUUCUUCGACACCUUCAGUCCAGUUGUCAAACCGACUACGGUCCGGAUGCUCUUUUCUCUUGCCGUGUCAAAUAGCUGGACUCUGCACCAGUUAGAUGUACACAAUGCUUUUCUGAAUGGUCACUUGGCAGAGACUGUUUACAUGAAACAACUACCAGGAUACGAAGACCCGGCGCAUCCUGGUCACGUUUGCCAUCUUCAACGCUCUCUAUACGGGCUCAAACAAGCCCCUCCGGCUUGGUUUAAAAGACUUCAUGAUUUUUUACUGUCUGCAGGGUUCUCGCCUUCCAGAACGGAUGCCUCGCUUUUUCACUAUACCUCCGGCACAUCACGGGUGUUCUUACUUGUUUAUGUCGACGACAUCAUUAUGAUGGGAAACGAGGAUGCUCUAGUCGAUACUAUGCUCCGUCGCCUAGCAUCGGCUUUUAAGAUCCGAGACCUUGGCAAACCUAGUUUUUGUUUGGGUAUUGAAACAAUUGCGGCCGAUGACGGCUUAGUACUCUCACAGCGGCGCUACAUGACUGACUUACUAAAUCGGUCUGGGAUGGUGGACUGCAAACCACUUGCCACACCAGUUGCUAUUACACAAGCCGUUACUCCUUCAACUCAACCGUGUGAGAAUCCAACUCAGUACCGCCGCAUAGUGGGCGCCUUGCAAUACUUGGCUAUCACUCGACGGGACCUCUCUUAUGUAGUCAACCAUGUAUGCCAGUUUAUGCACUCUCCGACUGUUGACAAUUGGGGCCUAGUGCAGCGCGUGUUACGGUACAUCAAAGGCACUCUCGACUAUGGGUUACGCCUCUCAGCUUCUUCCUCCGCUACCAUUCAUGCUUACUCCGACUCUGACUGGAUCGGGUGUCCGAUUGACAAGAAGAGCACGAGUGGGUAUGCUAUUUUCUUAGGCUCCAACCUCAUUUCUUGGCUCUCCAGGAAGCAGCGCAUCGUGGCUCGUUCAUCUACUGAAGCUGAGUUUAAAGCCCUGGCUGAUGUGUCGGCUGAGGUCACAUGGGUCGUCUCAUUGCAUCGGGAACUUGGCUUACACUCUGUAUAA
Molecule: messenger RNA, 1233 nt
Organism: Ipomoea nil (Japanese morning glory)
Lineage: Eukaryota; Viridiplantae; Streptophyta; Magnoliopsida; Solanales; Convolvulaceae
Exons: 1
Coding region: 1-1233 (410 amino acids)
Source: RefSeq, a predicted model, not a curated record